AAUAGUUUUUUAUUUAUUACUCAUUUGGUUUGGCUGGUCGUUUUCGGUUGUAUAGCUCAGUUCGCUAUGGCUAUGGUUGCUGAAACAGAUCUUGGAAAUGCAUCUCAACUUAUACGACAGUCAAUUCCUGAUAUCGAUGAUGCGAUCGUAGAAUAUGUAGUAGGUUAUUUAGAUGAAACACCUUCAAUAGUUGACGGAGAAGAUGCGAUCGGCGAUUUUAUUCGACCGAUUCUGCUUGAUGCUGGUGGCGAUGAAGAAGGAAUUCAUCAACUUUGUGAAAAGUUGUCAAAACUUUUUGCUAAGGUUAAUGAUAAGCCUAGUACAAAUGGACUUGCUAAGUUAGAACAACCAGUAAACAUGCUCACGAGCAAUUCCAUUUCGGCAACAGCGCGUCUAGCUACUUCAUCUAUAGAUCUGGAAGCUGUGAGCGGUAGGAAAGUUGGUACUAGAGUAGACACUAAGAAAUUAGAAAAAGCAGAAGCAAAGAUUAAAGCAAAAAUAGAGAAACGUGAACGUAGAUCUAAUUACGAGGCUAGUAAAUUGAUUAAUAAAAAUGCCGAUAAUGAAUUUUAUAUGCAAGUUAAUCCUAUUCUUGAUUAUACAUCGACAAAAGGAAAGGUUAAAGAUGUUAAAAUUGAAAACUUUGAUAUUUCCUUUGGCGGUAAAGGAAUUCUUUCAAAUGCAAACUUAACAUUGGUAUUCGGUAGACGUUAUGGACUAGUUGGGAGGAAUGGUAUAGGUAAAUCAACAUUGUUAAGAACUAUAUCAAAAAGAGAGAUAGCCGUGCCUACGCAUAUUAGUAUUUUACAUGUUGAACAAGAGAUGGUUGGUGAUGAUGUCGAGGCUAUUCAAGCUGUGUUAAGUGCAGAUGUUUGGAGAGAACAUUUAUUGAAUGAGGAGAGAUCAUUAAAUGCACAGAUUAAUGAGCUUGAAACUUCACCAGAUCCUAAUAUGGAUGAUACUAACCUUGAGCAAAUGAAAGAAUCUUUAAAUGCAAGUCUUAAAGAUAUAUAUCAAAAAUUGGAAGAUAUUGAGAGUGAUAAGGCAGAAGCACGUGCUGCAGCAAUUUUAUCUGGAUUAGGGUUCCCGUCAGAUAAACAUCACAAUGCAACAAAGACGUUUUCCGGAGGUUGGCGUAUGCGUCUUGCGUUAGCUAGAGCAUUGUUUUGUCGUCCUGAUCUACUAUUAUUGGACGAACCGACAAAUAUGUUGGAUAUUCCCGCAGUUGCAUGGCUAGAGCAAUACUUAAAAAAAUGGCCAAGUACACUACUUGUAGUUUCUCACGACCGAGAGUUCCUUGAUGAAGUUGCGACAGAUAUCUUACAUCAGCAUUCGGAACGGCUUGAUUAUUACAAGGGCAAUUUCGCACAGUUUUAUGCUAAUAAAGAAGAACGCCGCAAGAAUCAUCAACGUGAAUAUGAAAGUCAAAUGCAAUAUAGACAACAUUUACAAGAUUUUAUUGAUCGUUGGAGAUAUAAUGCAAAGAGAGCUCCUCAAGCUCAGAGUAAAAUUAAAAUUUUGGAAAAGCUUCCAGUUUUGGAUCCACCAGAAAUAGAAUUUAUUGUGACGUUUAAAUUUCCAAACCCAGAUCCACUUAGUCCACCUAUUCUUCAAUUAGAUGAUGUUAGUUUUAAAUAUGAAACUGGCGAUAAUAUUCUUACAGAUGUUAAUCUUUCCGUUCAGUUGGAUUCUCGUAUUGCAGUUGUUGGUCCUAAUGGUUCAGGUAAAUCGACGUUACUCAAGUUAUUAACAGGUAUACUUGAGCCGCGAUCUGGUAUAGUGAAGCGACAUGGGCGUCUUAGAUUUGCGCACUUUAUGCAGCAUCAUGUAGAUCAAUUAGAUCUUGGUACCAGUCCAGUAGGUUUUAUGGCACAGAAAUAUCCUGGUAAAAGCGAGGAAGAAUAUCGUAGACAAUUGGGAAAUUUUGGAAUCACAGGAAUGACUGGUUUACAGUCAUUAGAAACAUUAUCUGGAGGCCAAAAAAGCAGAGUUACCUUUGCUUGUUUGGGUUUACGAAACCCUCACAUUUUAAUUCUUGAUGAGCCGACCAAUCAUCUUGAUAUGGAUUCAAUUGAUGCAUUGACGAACGCUCUUAAAGAAUUCAAAGGUGGCGUAAUUCUUGUUUCUCACGAUGAGAGAUUCAUUGAUUCGGUUUGUAAUGAGAUUUGGGUUUGUGAUGGUGGAAAAGUCAAUAAGUUUGAUGGAGAUACAAUUAAGCAAUACAGACAAAUGAUCCUUCCAAAAGAGGAGCCUUGAUUAAAUAGAUAUUUAUUUAUUUAUGAAUAAAAUACAAGUCACAAUAUUAUUAUUAACGUACUGUAUAUAUAUGAAUAUCAUAAUAUUAUGUCAAAAUGUUAUUCUAGAAGGGAUUAGUCACUAAUAUUGCUUAUGAAGAAUAGAUCUCAGUACUUGUGUAACAAUGUUGUGAUGUCUUUUUUUCUAUUUUAGUCCAAUCAAAUUAAACUUAUUGUACACGAAUGAAAUUUUUUUUUCUCCACGUUUUUUGAACAUUACUAA
Molecule: messenger RNA, 2517 nt
Organism: Rhizophagus irregularis DAOM 181602=DAOM 197198
Lineage: Eukaryota; Fungi; Glomeromycota; Glomeromycetes; Glomerales; Glomeraceae
Molecular function (GO): ATP hydrolysis activity; ATP binding
Source: RefSeq, a predicted model, not a curated record